Molecule: messenger RNA, 2504 nt
Organism: Micropterus dolomieu (smallmouth bass)
Lineage: Eukaryota; Metazoa; Chordata; Actinopteri; Centrarchiformes; Centrarchidae
Product: FERM domain-containing protein 7
Exons: 12
Coding region: 1-2349 (782 amino acids)
Cellular component (GO): cytoskeleton
Molecular function (GO): guanyl-nucleotide exchange factor activity; cytoskeletal protein binding
Source: RefSeq, a predicted model, not a curated record
AUGGGGGACCGUCAGCGGCGGACCCGGAGACUCGGGAGCCUGACGACCAAGUCCCUGGUCUCCAAAGAGACGAAACUCCGGUUGCGCGUGAUCUUCCUGGAUGACAGCGAGCGCACGUUCGAGGUGGAGCAAAAGGUUUUAGGCGGCGACUUCUUCAACAAAGUGUGUGGCCAUCUGAAACUGCUGGAGAAAGAGUACUUUGGACUGGAAUUCAGACACCACAGCGGCAACUACGUGUGGUUAGAGCUGCUGAAGCCGCUGGCUAAACAGAUUAAAUACACCAACGAUCUGUUCUUCAGGUUUAUAGUAAAGUUCUUCCCACCAGAUCCCGGACAACUAAAGAGAGGCCUCACCAGGUAUCUUUUUGCCUUACAGAUAAAACAGGACUUGUCUAACGGCAGUUUGACCUGUCAUGACAACAGCGCCGCCCUGCUCGUCUCUCACAUACUGCAGUCAGAGCUAGGGGACUAUGACGAAGAGCUCGACUGUCACCAUUUAGAGAUGAAGCAGUAUGUCCCCAACCAGGAAUACCUAGACCACAAGAUCAUCAAGUUUCACAAGAAACACAGAGGUGCGUCUCCAGCAGACUCUGAUAUCCACCUGCUGGAGGUGGCAAGGAAGCUGGACAUGUACGGUAUCAGGCCUCACCCCGCCCAUGACGGGGAGGGAAUGAGGAUCAACCUGGCUGUCACGCACUCUGGAGUACUUGUCUUUCAGGGAAACACCAAAAUCAACACGUUUAGCUGGGCGAAGAUCCGAAAGCUGAGCUUCAAGCGAAAACAUUUCCUCAUUAAACUACACGACAAAGUUGGGCCGUCGUGUAAGGACACACUAGAGUUCUCCAUGACCAGUCGGGAUGUAUGCAAGUCCUUCUGGAAGACGUGCGUGGAGUACCAUGCCUUCUUCAGACUGGCAGAGGAACCGAAGACAAUACACAAAACACUGCUGUCCAGUAAGGGCUCCAGCUUUAGAUACAGCGGGCGGACCCAGAAACAGCUGCUGGAGUGUAUGGGAUCAGGGGAGAAGAAGCCUUCGCACUUUGAGAGGACUUACUGUCAGUCAGACUUCGAUCCCAGACACUGUCGUUCUUCACCUGAUCUCCUCACGGAUGUCUCCAAACAAUUGUACGAGCACUCCCACCCUUUGACUCGGUCAAGUCAUGCUUUGGCAGCCCGCAGUCAGGAUGAGUUGGACCCACAUCACCAAGACGUAGACGACAUCGAAAUCUGUGGAGGAGGGGCUAAACGCAGCCAGUCAUCUGUCGAGGUCACCCAGAGGAGCCUCCCUCUCUCCCAAGUCACUCCCCUCUCUCCAUCUCUACACCAAUCGUCCCUCUCGCCCAAGAUAAGAUCUGCCUCCACAUCUGUAAUGGAGGAUGUGAGGGGGGGGCGGAUCGGGACGCAGCGCCAAGCCCAAAGGCUAGCCGGUGUCUAUGGUAACAGGUCACGGCGUCGGCCCAAUCCCCAGCCACACCCGGAUGCCCCUCAGCAGUUGGUUCUUCUCUACCCAAAUAGUCCUGCGUACCAGUAUCACCCUAUCCUCCCAACAUUCCCAUUAGCUGGUUCCUCACCUUUUAACCGUCACCCCUACUUGUCGGACUAUGUUGCUGUUUCCUCACUGGAGCGUUUCCCGCAGGCAAGAAGGCAGGAUUACGUAACAAUGGAUGGCCUAUCGCGAUCAUCUUUCUAUCCGCUAAGCCAUGGUUCACCGUCCAACUCGCCAAUCAGGAGGAACUUCCGCCCCUCCGGCUCAGGCGGACUGGGAUUGGCUAGGGUUUACCAGCCAGGAAGCAAUGGAGCGAGGCUCUUGGGCGUUGGACAUACGGAGGCGGGGCAUUACAGUGACGACUCCAACUUCCUGCCGGGACUGCCUCGCCGCGUGGCUAGCCAACCAGAUGUUAAGUUUCACCUCUCAAGAAGUUCUAACCCCGCCUUUAACCCUGCAUCUGAGUUUCGUCCCCUUGGUUACUACCCCCAUCUGACACGCCCCUCCAGACCCACCUACCUCCCACUAAACUCCUCCCCUCUGCCUGAACGACCCGCCUCGCUAUGCAUGAUUGGAGGCACCACGGGAAGCUACAGCGAUUCAGACCCAGAGGUUUUCUAUCCGUAUUACUGCCCACCACCCCCGCUGGGGAAAAUGGUACGAUCCGCCGGACUAGCCAGAAUGAGGUUUUCUUCUGGAAGCCUCCAACUGGAUGAGGAGGAAGAGGCGGAGGAGAAAGAGGAGGCGGAAAGUGAUGCGAUGGAGAGAGCAAACAAGGAGCAGAAGGGCGAAGACGAGAAGAAAGAAAACUUAGGAGGAGACAAGACUAAAGGUGCUGCGAAGAUUACUGAAGUAACUCUGUAGACACACAUGCAAACUGUGCAAAGGUUCAUGAUAUGAUCACACUGAAAACUGGCGGGAUGGUUUAAAAAAAAUAAUAAAAAAAACACAAUCGCACAAAAACACAGACUGUAGAUAAAACAGGACUAUUGUAAUAAAUGUGAUGGCUUCAUACUGUG